Aethina tumida (small hive beetle) is the source of this 3918-nucleotide messenger RNA. RefSeq names its product mothers against decapentaplegic homolog 4 (gene Med). The record is from RefSeq and is a predicted model, not a curated record. Gene Ontology annotation, molecular function: DNA-binding transcription factor activity, RNA polymerase II-specific; RNA polymerase II cis-regulatory region sequence-specific DNA binding; I-SMAD binding. Bases 224 to 2131 code for a protein of 635 amino acids. NCBI's taxonomy places the organism in Eukaryota, Metazoa, Arthropoda, Insecta, Coleoptera, Nitidulidae. Gene Ontology annotation, biological process: transforming growth factor beta receptor signaling pathway; regulation of transcription by RNA polymerase II; SMAD protein signal transduction. The transcript has 9 exons. Gene Ontology annotation, cellular component: heteromeric SMAD protein complex.
GUGUAUACCUUAGUAUAGUGUUGAAGUAUUUGACUGUGGACCCAAGCUAAAAAUUUGGCGCAAGUAACUUUGUGUAAAUUAUUGUUUUGUUUAAAAUAUCCAUAAUGGUAGGAAUAUCGGCUGGUGCCCAUGCAUACACGAACACGACUCCGCAAGAAGGACUGUUUUAAUGAAUGAUCCAAAUUAAGGUUAUGUCAAAACAGAAAACAUUCAAGGUCGAGAAAUGUCUGGCUUAUCGGCAAACGCUCCCUCAUCGGCUGACGCAUGCUUGAGCAUAGUCCACAGUUUGAUGUGCCACCGGCAAGGUGGCGAGAGUGAGGGCUUCGCUAAACGAGCGAUCGAGUCCCUCGUCAAGAAGCUGAAAGAGAAACGCGACGAAUUGGACUCGCUGAUUACUGCCAUAACGACAAGUGGCGCCCACCAAAGCAAAUGCGUUACCAUACAACGCACCUUGGACGGACGUCUGCAGGUGGCCGGUCGCAAGGGUUUCCCUCACGUGAUUUACGCGAGGAUAUGGCGCUGGCCCGACCUCCACAAGAACGAACUAAAACACGUAAAAUACUGUCAGUUCGCGUUCGACCUGAAGUGCGACUCAGUAUGCGUGAAUCCGUACCAUUACGAGAGGGUGGUGUCGCCGGGCAUCGAUUUGUCUGGACUGACUUUACAGGCCGGUACGCCGAGGAUGGUUAAGGAUGAGUAUACGGCUGGGCCGGUGCCGGGCAGCAGCAUGGAUGUGGACGGGGAGUUGGGGAUGGGGGUGUCACAGACCAUACAGCACCACCCGCCACAACAAAACUUUCCUCUUACAGCGUUACAUCCCUCACCGCCGAGUGAUCCGGGAAUAUAUAAUACAACAAAUAGAGCAGUCUUGGGACCACCUACUGUACCAAAAAUUGAGGGGGGACCAGAAGCAUGUUCAAGAUCAAAUUGGUUGCCACAUAUUCAUUUGCCUUGUCACAAUAAUCAAAAUAGCGUGCAAACCGGCAUGAGUAACCAGCAGACGAACACGGGAACACCCCUGCACGUGGCGCCACCCACACACAACAACCAAGCCCAGUUCUACAACGCCGCCCAGAAUCCGGGCGUUCAGGACAGACCUACACCCGACGCAAUGCCUCAGAAUAUUGGCAACAACUCUCCUGUGUCGCCUCACAUGCAGCAAAACGGCUUCAACAACUCGCCGAAUCCGAGUGUGGCCACGAACAAUGGUUCCGUGUCGGGCAGUCAGCCUACGGCCACGAUGGGACAGACGUUCACCGGAGCUGGCGGUACUUGGACAGGUUCGAACACCCUGACCUACACCCAGUCGAUGCAGCCACCCGAACAGAGGGUCCACCACAACAAUUAUUGGAGCAACCACUCGGCGGCCACGAACCAGAUGAGCACGGAGGUGAACAUUGCAGGCGGCCUGCUGUCGACGCAGCCCGCCCCCGAAUACUGGUGCUCCGUGGCUUACUUCGAGCUGGACACCCAAGUGGGUGAGACGUUCAAGGUGCCAUCGAACUGUCCGAACGUGACGAUCGACGGCUACGUGGAUCCGUCGGGCGGCAAUCGAUUUUGUCUCGGCGCCUUGAGCAACGUGCACCGGACCGACCAGAGCGAGAGGGCCCGGCUGCACAUCGGGAAAGGUGUGCAGCUAGACUUGCAGGGAGAGGGUGAUGUGUGGCUGCGAUGUCUGAGUGACCAUUCAGUAUUCGUUCAGAGCUACUAUCUGGACAGGGAAGCUGGACGGCAACCCGGAGAUGCAGUACACAAAAUUUAUCCGGCUGCUUACAUCAAGGUUUUCGAUUUACGACAAUGUCACCACCAAAUGACAUCACAGGCAGCAACUGCCCAAGCGGCCGCCGCGGCUCAGGCUGCUGCCGUCGCCGGGCACAUUCCUGGACCGCACUCAGUUGGAGGAAUUGCUCCCGCCAUCAGUCUAUCCGCAUCGACCGGCAUUGGUGUGGACGAUUUAAGGAGACUGUGCAUACUGCGAUUGAGCUUCGUGAAGGGCUGGGGACCAGACUAUCAUCGACAGUCGAUUAAGCAGACUCCCUGCUGGAUAGAGGUGCAUCUUCACCGGGCGUUGCAGCUUUUAGACGAGGUUUUGCACACCAUGCCAAUCGAUGGGGCCCGCGGCAUCGAGUAAUCGAUCAUUUUUGCUUUCUAUUCGAUUUGUGAAGUGCGACAGAGUUUUUUUACUUUAGCAUAUAAGUUUUUAUAUAAUACGCUUAUGUCUUAUGUAGUACUGAAUCUAAUUUUAUUCCCAUCUAGACUGAAUGGGAUGUUUUAUUUGUUUUUAUUUUGUGUUUAUAUAGCGUGUACUAUUCAUCACAUAUAUAUUAUAUAUAUUCUUUGAUAAUUUUAGUUGAACGGCUUCAUUUCUCUUGAAUUCCUGCAAAAUUCAAGGGAGGGUUCGAACAUGUUAUCCUGGAAAAUUGACUAAUUCAAGGAACGUUACGUACAUUGUCUACUUAUUGUGUGUCGUCAACGUUUAUAACGUUCUUUGGAUGUUUUUAGAGUGGGAAGAAUUCACAUUGGAAACGAUAUAAAUUUAAAGUUGAUAAAAAUUGUUCUGAUCUCAUUUAGACCUACAUUCUUUAAAUAGAUAAUACCAAAGAAAUUUUUGUUGAAAAAAAAAACGUCAAUGUGUGUCUUUCCCAAACUUACCCAUUGGUCUCGACACCAUUUAUUUUAUUUUGUUUUAAUACAGUAACCUGUUAACGUCAAAUUAAGGAUUUUAAAAGAAACAAUCGCACAUGACAUCUACCCUCAAUUUAUUAUCCCAGUAACAAAUUCUCCGGAGAAGUCCUCGCGUUUUGGGUUAAAUACGAAUAAAACACAAAAUGAUGCUACCUCAAGUACUUCUCUUUUUUACAGGAACAUUAAAAAAUGUACAUUUUGGUUUAAACGUCCACACGAGUGCCUACAACCGUUACAAAUGGAUUUUUUGUUCGGUAAACCAUUUGUGCAUUUAUCCGUUUUAACAUUUGACUAUGUGAUUUUAGGUUUAAGACACUGUUAACGCAAACCAAACACCAAAAUAUUGACAGCAAAUCCAGUGGCAAGCCACAAUACAAUUCGAACACUGCCUAAUACGCCGAGUGAUACAUAGAUUAUAUUUAUAUAAUAGAUUUUUUUCGAUUCAACCAAACAAAAUAGUUGCUUCUGAUUCAAUCGACUUGGGACACUGGAAAGGCUUUUCUGAAUUUUAAUGUUUAAAGUAUAACGUGCAGCCUAGCCCAAAAUUCGUCGAUUUCCACUCAAAAUUAAUACAUGGCACGAGAUUUUUUGUUACUGGGAUCAUAAAUUUGAAAUAUAAAUACAGUAAAAUAUAAUUAGGCUGUGACAACUUAAUAAUAAGCAUUGUAUUUUCUAUUAUUGUAUUGAUAUUAAUAAAUAUGGUUUUAGAGUUAAGUUAUCAUUUAUUCAUUUUUUGUAUUAUAAAAAACAUACCUUAUUUUGUUCAAUCAUAAGUAUAUGUAUGCAGUAGAUAUUGUAUGAACGUUUACGAGCGUACAUAUUAUUAUGUGAGAAACUUGAAAAAUUAGUGUAAGGUAUAUUUAUUGAGUGUUUCUGUAGUGUUUGGUAUUAUAGAAUACUUUUAAAAUAUAUAAGCUAAUAUCAGACCACUUAUUUUUUGUAUAUAAAAAGCAGUAAAUGACUAAAAAUACAUACAUUCAUAUUUUCGACUUUUUAAAAAAAUAUAUAUUUUAAUUGGAAUGUUGUUUGAAGUUUGAUAGUUUUAAUAACGUAUUUUUUGGACAGAGUAAUUUAAUUUCCAAAAAAAUAUUUUUUGUUAUAUUUGUUUAAUAUUUUAUUUAGGACUAUUUGUUGAUGCCAUUUUGUGUUUGAUUGUUGUCAGUUUUCAAAGUAUAGUUUAAGAAGAGUUUAUGGGUACAGAGACUUUCAUAAAUAAAAAUCAUAUAUUCAGAA